Molecule: messenger RNA, 1171 nt
Organism: Aspergillus alliaceus
Lineage: Eukaryota; Fungi; Ascomycota; Eurotiomycetes; Eurotiales; Aspergillaceae
Product: putative RAS small monomeric GTPase
Exons: 6
Coding region: 123-980 (285 amino acids)
Biological process (GO): Ras protein signal transduction
Cellular component (GO): plasma membrane
Molecular function (GO): GTP binding; GTPase activity; GDP binding
Source: RefSeq, a predicted model, not a curated record
AAGAAAGAUAAUUUGUCCUCCCGUUUCUCAACUUGUUCGAUAGAUCGGGCAUUAUUGCUCUACUUUCUUGAUCGAUUAUACCAUUUGGACCGCAAAUUGACCCCCACUGGCGCAAACGCGAAAUGGCGGACGCGCCAAACAAAAUCACCAUCACAAUAUGUGGAGAUGGCGGGUGUGGAAAGUCAUCCAUCACAAUUCGAUUAGUGCGCAGCCAAUGGAUUCACGAGUAUGAUCCUACUAUCGAAGAUUCGUAUUCGGUUACACGGACUGUCGACGGCGUUCCCUAUUUCCUGGCCAUCACCGAUACCGCUGGCCAGGAGGAGUAUCGUGGGCUCUGGGCGGCAUCCAACCUGAAAUCAGACGCUUUCCUUCUUGUUUACGACAUCACCAACGCGUCUAGCUUAAGCGCAUUGGACUACUUCAUGGAGAUGAUCGAUAUUGAGGCUGAGCAACGAGUGGAAGACAACCAGCGUUUGCUGAAAGAACUCGGCGAUAGUGCACAGGGCUUAGAAGUAGGCAUGCCUCCCCCGGUCAAAAUUAUUGCAGGGAAUAAAUGCGACCUGAAGGAAGGUCGGGUCGUAGGUGCUAGAGAGGGCCUGGAGUAUGCUCGGAAACAUGGCUGUGGUUUCAUGGAGACCAGUGCAAGAGAAAUGGUCAACAUCGAAGAAACAUUUGCCCUUUUGGUUCGUCGUGUUGUGGAGGCUCGCCAACAGCAUUACCAGAAUGGAUCACUACCAGAAGCUGCGGGAUCUUCGUCUGCAAGGAAUCUUGCGGAUACGGGUCAAAACAAGGAUGCUGCAGCAAAAUCACCUAAUAAUAAGAAAGGUUCACGGACUCACUGCCUAUACGGAAUGUCCAGUAGAAGGAAGACACCAAUACCAGAUCAGGAACAAGUGAAUGCAUCCAAGGACGCCGCAUCGGGGCAGAAAACAUCAAAAUCGACCGUGUCGCUCUUGUUGAAGCGUUUGAGUUGCUGGUAAGCCCAAGGUGGAACUCCGAUGAUAGUCAAAGUUUUGAAAGUAACGCCCGAAAAUGGCAAUGAUGAGGUCAUGUGAGAUCCAACUGGACAUGCGGGAGAUCAACGAACAAUAUCUAUACAUUGACAUGCCCAUCAGUUGGUAUGGCGAAAACAGACAAAAUCAAUUCCGGUGAAUGGUGGUGAAAGCUAUUC